This is a messenger RNA of Pangasianodon hypophthalmus (striped catfish), 1945 nucleotides long. RefSeq lists its product as uncharacterized. Gene Ontology annotation, cellular component: extracellular region. Gene Ontology annotation, molecular function: chemokine activity; CCR chemokine receptor binding. The coding region runs from base 1181 to 1702 and encodes 173 amino acids. Gene Ontology annotation, biological process: G protein-coupled receptor signaling pathway; immune response; cellular response to type II interferon. The transcript has 6 exons. The record is from RefSeq and is a predicted model, not a curated record. NCBI's taxonomy places the organism in Eukaryota, Metazoa, Chordata, Actinopteri, Siluriformes, Pangasiidae.
UUAUUUUUAAUUAUUUUCAAUUAAUAAUAAAAAAAAGUUAGUAUUUUCAUGUCCGUUGUUGCUUUAUGGUGAUGUGUAAUAUAAUCUAACUUUAAAUAAUCGUGGAGGUUUGGGACGUGUGAGAGGGUUUGAUUUUCUGUCUUUAUUGCAGUUAUACACUGAUGUAAAUCUUCUCUCUCUGCAGUUUUACCCUAAAGAGCGGCCGUAUUGUGUGUGUAGACCCCGAAGUCAAGUGGGUGCAGAAACACAUGAAAACAAUUGACCAGCGCCUGAUUCUACAAGAUUGAUCCAACCUCAGCCAAGUUUAAAUCCUCUCUCCAUUAAUAAGAUUUUUUUUUUUUUUUUACAAAAUGCAUUUUUAUGUAUUUAGACAGGAGGAAUAAAAGCUUUUUAUUAUAAAUCAUAUUUAAACCAACUUUUGUUUGAACUAUUCUAGCCUUGUUUAUCUGAAUUAAUCUAUAGGCUGUGUGGAUGAAUGUAUUAUAUUUUUAUACGUAUUAAAGGACAUUUUAAAUUGCAUAUUAUGACUAUGUUUCUAUUUUUAAAAAUCACAUUUUCACCUUCAAAGAGAUCAAAAUGUCAUCUUUCAUAGCAACAUUGGAAAAUUUGAAAAAAAAAAAAAAAAGGUUUUCGCUAGUCAGUAUCUUUCAAUCUUUCUCAUUUUUUCUCCCAAGUAUGGGUUCCUGUUUUGCAAAAAAAAAAAAAAAAAGUAUGACAUGUUCUUUAAUUAACAAAUAUAUAAUCCUUGGCAAACUGCUGUGCUAUAAGGGGAAGAAGACACUUUGAGGAUCCACUUCAGGGUGGUAUCAGUUACUCUGCAUCAUUAUUGAUUAGUUUCCUCUAACAGCACAGAGUUUUAUUCCUCAGUUACUAAUCAGAGAAUAAGCUCUUUAGCAGAUAUUAAGUAGGCCGUAAACAAAGAUGGGGGAAACGCGGAGGGCUACGAGCUAAGCUAUGUAUCUAGGUAAAUAAAACAUGGUGCACUGUCUCUAUCACUGCCGGUUCCUGUUGCUCUGCUGAUCUUAAAUACCUGAUUAUUAAGUGCAGAUGUUUUUAUUUAUAUACAAAGGGUAGUAGAUUGCGUAACUUCCUGACGUUUUGACUUCCGGCGUCGUGACUCUGGAAUGCCAUAGUGAGGGAGGAAACCCUCGAUAUGAGAGAGUGAGUAUGUGAGCUGCUGAUGCGGUUAUUUCCGGAGCUGGGACUUGGCGUUUUGCCUGGAGCAACGAGCCGUGUGACACCAGCGGGUUUACUCCACUCCAUUAUAAGGUUGCUUUCCAUUCUUGGAUUAAGCCAGAGGAACCAGCCUGCAUAUGGGAGUGCCUUCCUCUGGGGUCGUCCGGGUUUCCUUCUCUUCACUGCAUGGUGGUGUGAGAUUUCCUGCACUGCGCUGUGUGUCUGUGGCCCAUCAUCAUCAUCAUCAGCAGCAGUCAUGUCCUCUCAUUCUCUCCUGGUGGUUCUGCUGGUUCUCACCUGCCUUCAGUCCUUCACAACGGCCGAGAAUCCAAAUGGACAAGGUCCCUGCUGUUUCAGUUACCAGACACAUAAAAUCCCUGUAAGACGCAUUACAGCGUAUCAAAAAACAUACCGUGGGUGUGAAAAUCCUGGAGUCAUCUUUAUCCUAAAGAGCGGCCGUGGGGUGUGUGCAGACCCCGAAGUCAAGUGGGUGCAGAACAUCAUGAAAAAAUUGCCCAGCGCCUGAUUCUACAAGACUGAUCCAACCUCAACCAAGUUUAAAUCCUCUCUACAUUAAUAAGAAUUUUUUUUUUUUACUAAAUGCAUUUUUAUGUAUUUAUACAGGAGGAAUAAAAGCUUUUUAUUAUAAAUCAUAUUUAAACCAACUUUUGUUUGAACUAGUCUAGCCUUGUUUAUCUGAAUUAAUCUAUAGGCUGUGUGGAUGAAUGUAUUAUAUUUUUAUACGUAUUAAAGGACAUUUUAAAUUGCA